Ailuropoda melanoleuca (giant panda) is the source of this 2682-nucleotide messenger RNA. RefSeq names its product LDL receptor related protein 11 (gene LRP11). The coding region runs from base 340 to 1830 and encodes 496 amino acids. The record is from RefSeq and is a predicted model, not a curated record. Gene Ontology annotation, molecular function: protein binding. Lineage: Eukaryota; Metazoa; Chordata; Mammalia; Carnivora; Ursidae. The transcript has 7 exons.
GCGGGGCUUGGCGCGCCUCCGCUCCAGCAGAGGCAGCUGUUCACAGCCUGGGUGCUGAUCCACGCCGAGGCCGUCUUGCUUCCUCAGAGUGAGUCCGGGUCUCUGCAGAGAGUCGCGGGCGUUCCCGGAAGCCUCCAGAAAGCACGAGCGGCGGUGCCAGGCCCGGCCGGCUAUGCCUCCGGUUGCUGCGGUUCCCGCCGGCGACCGCGACCCCGCGGCCUCUGGGGCUCAGCCGGGCCCCGGGGAGGCCGUGCUGUGAGGUGCCAGGGCCUAGCGCCCGCCUGCCUUCCUCCCGCUCUGCGGCCCCGCCUAGGCUCGCUGCCUCAGCUACCGGCCGCCAUGGCCUUCGCUGCCCGGGAGAGCGUGGGCUCGGGGCGCGGGCGGCCGCCGCGGCACCGGGUGCUCCGCGGGCUGCUGCUGCUCUGCCUGUGGCUGCCGAGCGGCCGCGCGGCCGGCCUGCCCUCUGAGCCGUUGUCCGAGCUGCACGCGCAGCUCUCGGGAGUGGAGCAGCUGCUGGAGGAGUUCCGCCGGCAGCUGCAGCAGGAGCGGCCGCAGGAGGAGCUGGAGCUGGAGCUGCGCGCGGGCGGCGGCCCCCCCCAGGAGGGCUGCCCGGGCCCGGGCGGCGGCGGCUACAGCGCCAUGCCGGACGCCAUCAUCCGCACCAAGGACUCCCUCGCGGCGGGUGCCAGCUUCCUGACCGCGCCGGCGGCGGUGCGAGACUGGCGGCAGUGCGUGGCGGCCUGCUGCUCUGAGCCGCGCUGCUCGGUGGCGGUGGUGGAGCUGCCCCGGCGACCCGCGUCCUCCGCCGCCGCGCUCGGCUGCUACCUCUUCAACUGCACCGCCCGCGGCCGCAGCGUCUGCAAGUUCGCGCUGCACCGCGGCUACAGCAGCUACAGCCUCAGCCGCGCCCUGGAGAGAGGGCAGGAAGACCUGGAAGCCUCGGCUCGAAAGGAAAAGGAUGAGCCCCCACUUAGCAAGGCCGGGCAGGAUGUGGUGUUGCAUCUACCCACAGAUGGAGUGGUUUUGGACGGCCGCGAGAGCACAGAUGACCAUGCCAUCAUCCAGUAUGAGUGGACACUGCUGCAGGGUGACCCAUCAGUGGACAUGAAGGUACCUCAGUCAGGAACCCUCAAGCUGUCCCACUUACAAGAGGGAACAUAUACCUUUCAGCUCACUGUGAUGGACACUGCCGGGCAGAGAAGCUCCGACAACGUCUCGGUGACAGUGCUCCCCAUGGCCUUCUCCACGGGAGGAUGCUUGAAGGUUUGCUCACGCUACCACUUCUUCUGUGACAAUGGCUGUUGCAUUGACAUCACACUGGCUUGCGAUGGAGUUAAGCAGUGUCCUGAUGGAUCUGAUGAGGCUUUCUGCCAAAAUUUGAGCCUUGACCGGAAGACGGUAACCCACACAGCAACUGCCCAGCCUAGAACCACAGGACCAAGCAAAGCAGGAAGCUCCUUCUUGGAAAAGUCCCAGAAAGUCACUGUCCAAAACCAGCCACCGGCGUUACCAAACACGGAGAAGAGGAAUCAUUCCGUGUUUUGGGGACCGGAGAGUCAAACAGAUCCCGUGAGGCCAGAUCGUGGUUCCUCAGGGAAGAACAGAAAAGAGGAAAAGUACGUUUUUGAGUCCAAGAGCGAUCGAGGAGGAAGGGAACACCCAGCCCCAGAAACAGGUGCAGUGCUACCCCUGGCCCUGGGCUUGGCCAUCACGGCUCUGCUGCUUCUCAUGGUUGCUUGCCGACUGCGCCUGGUGAAACAGAAACUGAAGAAAGCUCGUCCCAUUACGUCUGAGGAAUCGGACUACCUCAUAAAUGGGAUGUAUCUGUAAUAAGUGUCACUUAUAAUUUAUGCAUAGAUCAGUUCUGGAUAUUUAUAACCUCUUCGGUUUGAUCUGGGCUAAGAAAAAUACAGAAGCCCCGGAAAAUUCUGCAAACCCCAAACCUUUGUUUUUAUUUAUUGUAGAAAGUUUCUUUGGGGAGUAUGUGAAAUGUUUUGAAAUUUAGAGAGGAGUCCAUAUGAGUAAAGACCCACAAAUCUAAUUCCAACUUAGGUAAGCUGUCCCUGAAAAUAGCGAUUUGCAGUGAGCCAAGGCAGAAAAUUCAGGAUCUCAAGGGGUGGCCUUUGAAUGGCAACGUUAACCCUCAGCGUCUUCUCCCUUUUAAUCAAUCGGUAGGAUUUUAAAGGCAAAUUAUUCCCAUCAUCACUCCAUGCCGGGAUUACACACAUCCUAGAAAUCAUUCCCCUUAGAGGAAUCUGUCGUGUGGUUCCUAUCUACACUCACGUGAUGUUACUGUUUAUAUAAUACGGCUUUUUAUCAGAAGUGGCAAAUCUUCUAAAAUACUUGAAAACACUGUAGAACGCUUUAUUUUCAGACUGGACCUAAGUUGUCCUUUUAGCAAAGGGCUUCAUUUGGGUCUGAAAUAUAACAAUACUUUAAUAAACAGAAAGUUAAUUCUAGGAAAACAAAAAAAAUGGUUACUUUUAUUUCCCAAGAGGUCCAAGCAUUUUGUUGAAUGUUUAGAAUUGAGCAAAGAUUCAAAGUUCGCCUCAAGGGCAGAUUGGAGAAAUGCCUAUGUGAUUGAACUUAGGAUAUCUGUACUCUGUGUGACGCUUUGCAGUUUGCUUUUCUAGAGAAGGGUGUCACUUAUAGCCAUACCCAAUAAAAUAAAAACUGAUGAGG